Labrus mixtus (cuckoo wrasse) is the source of this 2445-nucleotide messenger RNA. RefSeq names its product hyaluronidase 3 (gene hyal3). Lineage: Eukaryota; Metazoa; Chordata; Actinopteri; Labriformes; Labridae. The transcript is spliced from 7 exons. The coding region runs from base 973 to 2301 and encodes 442 amino acids. The record is from RefSeq and is a predicted model, not a curated record. Gene Ontology annotation, biological process: carbohydrate metabolic process; hyaluronan catabolic process. Gene Ontology annotation, molecular function: hyalurononglucosaminidase activity. Gene Ontology annotation, cellular component: acrosomal vesicle.
AAAAAAAGUACAGAUUUUAGUUUAUUAUAUUUAUUAUUUGUUGAAUGUUUAAGAUGAUCAAACCCACGAUAUGGGAUGCAAAAGUUUGAAGUGCUUUAAAGGUGAGAAAAAGUCUGGACCGAACACCAACAACACUGUUGUGUAACUGAAGUUUCCCCUUUCUGAAUGUCGUUUGCUCGUAGUAAUUGCUGUUUUCCAGGUGAGUCCAAAUGUAAUGAAAUGCAAGGAACUAUUUUCGAGUGAAGAGGCGUUGCAUUGUUGCGCUGCUCCUGCAAUACAUGCCCUCUAUAACUGCUAUAGUAUUUCAAUGCAUUUAUCUAAAACUUUAAAGUGCGAGUAGGAGUUUGACACUUUGAACGUGCUACGUUGAGCUUUAAGGUUUUCGACAAUCAGAUAAGUCAAUUCAAAUCGCGAGCAUUCGCCUUUCAUUGAAGAUAUUCUUGGGGGAGCGUAAUAAUGACCUGCUCGAAUAGCCUGCAAGAUUUUGAUAUAAUAUUUAAAUUGUCUACUGGAAAAUCAAAUCACGUGGUUCUUCAAACCAUGCACAGGUACAAUGCUCGUUUUUCAGCUGUGAAAGUGAUAAUUAAUUACUGUAAAAUAUAAUCGACUUACCUCAAUUCUAUAUCGUGAUCAUUUAAUGAUUUUAACAACUGUUAAGAAAGUUCUCAACUUGUUGCAGUUUAUGUUUUGAUGUAGUAACACUCCCCUCCGCAAGAUGGCAGACAUGACUGACUAUACCAGUGAAACAACCUAUUGCACAGUUUCCUCUUGUUACCGACAGUCUGUGCAGGACUCGUGUUUUGAAACUGAUCGUGGGGCAGAUGUCAGCGGGGAUCAUCAGCUGUUUUCCCUCUUUGCAAGACCUAAAGCUGACCGCAGAUCAGUCAAUCACUUGAGCUUCAUGAAGAGGAUUACUGGCGACCCAACCCGAGAAUAAAACAUGACGGAAACAUCAGUGGGUGAGCAGCAGCCAUGGUGCUCUGUCACCUACUUCUCCCCUUCCUCCACCUUCUCCUUCUAUCCACUAUCCCACCAUGCACCUCUCCAUCACAAACAUACGUCCACGGCCGCGACCCUCCCCCUGUUGUGGCUGCGGCAGCUCCGAUCCUGCAGGAGCACCCCUUCGUUGUGGUGUGGAACAUGCCCACAGCCCAGUGUGGGAACCGCUACAACAUCCACCUGGACCUGAACGACUUCGACAUCGUGGAGAACAGACGGCAGCGCUUCCAGGGACAGAAUAUGACCAUCUUCUACCGGGACCGCCUGGGGAAAUAUCCAUACCUCUCCAGAGACGGCAGGAAGGUCAACGGAGGAACACCUCAGCUUGGUGACCUCUCGGCUCACCUUUCCCUGGCAGUGACGCAAAUCUCCAGAUCACUGCAUCCCAAAUUCAACGGUUUAGCUGUCAUUGACUGGGAAGAGUGGUGGCCAUUGUGGGAGAGAAACUUUGGAAUCAAGAUGAAGUAUCGUCGGCUGUCCAAGCUGCUGGUGAAGCAGGAGAGACCUGACUUGUCUGAAAGAGCCAAGACGUCGUUGGCGAAGCUGAAGUUUGAGGAGAGCGCUCGGAGGUUUAUGGAGGAGACGCUGCAGGUGGCGGUCAGAGAUCGUCCUAAAGGACUCUGGGGGUUUUAUGGUUUUCCUCCCUGCUUCAAUAAGCAAAGCAGACAGACAGAUCAGAGCUACACAGGACGCUGUCACAGGGGGACCAAACAACAAAACGACCGUCUGUCCUGGCUCUGGCGUCAGUCCACCGCUCUCUAUCCCAGUGUUUACCUUCCAAAGAGGCUGGCGGGAUCUAGUGACGCAGCUCUGAUGGUCAGAUACAGACUAUUGGAGGCUUUGAGGGUGGCGUCAGUUUGGCAUCAUGACGAAAACACCAAUCAUGCCACACCAGUCCUUCCCUACGCCAGGCUCGCAUUCACACACACUCUCACCUUUCUGAAUAAGACAGACCUGGUGCACACACUGGGGGAAAGUGCAGCACUGGGAGCUGUUGGAGUUGUCCUGUGGGGAGAGCUGAAAUUUGCCAAGUCCAAGCAUCAGUGCAUCCUGCUCCGAGACUACGUCCAAACUGUCUUGGGUCCCUUCAUCCAGGAGCUGAGGUCUGACACCCAGCGCUGCAGCCUCCAGCUUUGCCACGGCAACGGACGCUGUGCCAGGCGACGACCCAGCUCAGGUCACAUGGUCUCUAUGACGUCAGACCCCAAUCAAAUCAAACACUUUAGGUGUCGGUGUUAUCCCGGCUGGACUGGACAGGAAUGUCAAGAGAAGAAGGACACGACUGGACAGAAGACCAAGUAACCUCAACACUUCUACAAAGGCGCACUCAGUGUGUUCUUAUGAUGGUAAACGAGGCGUCCAUACAUCACACUGCCUGACCUGUCAGCUCUUUGUUGCAUUUCAUCAACAAAUGAAAAUAGAAAAAUAAAAAUGUGAUCCGCAGUG